Schistocerca piceifrons (Central American locust) is the source of this 1116-nucleotide messenger RNA. RefSeq lists its product as uncharacterized. Lineage: Eukaryota; Metazoa; Arthropoda; Insecta; Orthoptera; Acrididae. The coding region runs from base 77 to 751 and encodes 224 amino acids. The record is from RefSeq and is a predicted model, not a curated record. The transcript is spliced from 4 exons.
UGUGGGCAUAGGAGCAGCUGUAGCAACACCACACGGCACAAUAUCACUUUGGCUUCGAGAGCGAGUCAGAAUUGACAUGACAGUUGAUCAGGCCAUAAGGAUUAUUAAUCCAAAGAACAAUAUUGUCUUGACACUCAGCAGCAGUGGCUCUACAUCUUCAUUAAUUCACCCAAAUGGACGUGUUUACCAGUAUGGUAGUCGUGUUGAAAUUAUGGCUAAUGACCCUCAUGGAAACAACAAGUACGCUAAGAUGUGGUACAAGGGAGUCAGCUUCACAUCAGAAAAAUGUGCUCUAGUUUAUCUAGUGGAUUCUGGUGGUACAAGAAGUACAGCUGAUAACUUCUUGCAAAUGACCCAGGACUUUUCUGUGUCAGUAUUUUAUACAGGAUCACGUCACGGGCCAAACUGUUCACAAGAAGUAAUUUCAGUUUUGCAAAAUGGUCAAUAUUGGAUGACAGAUGAUCUCACACAAAACUGGAUUAUUAAUGGAAUUCGCAUAUCUCAGACACGGGAUGGUCUGGUCAGAGUUGCAUGUAACAACAAUAAAUAUCAACUUCGUACUUCACCUUCUAAUGGCAAUGCAUCAUUAUCAACACCUUUUGUACACUGCACUGCUUCUAUGGGACAGACGUCACACCUUUUUGUAAGACGUGGUGAAAGGCGCAUGCAUUAUGAUGGUUCCAGCUUUAUUGUGCGCAAUGCAGGACAUUCAGCUGGAUUUGAUGAGAAGAAUCAAUUGAAAGUAUACUGACUGAUACACUGUAACGGAUAGAAUAGUUAUAUUUUUUGAUGAACAUAUGAUAUUAUUGGCUGUUGAGUCAGAAGAGUAAUUUUUCUGGCUUCUUUUUUGAUAGAAUUUAAUAAUCUAGUACAGGGUAUCCUGGUAUACAACAUAUAGCAUUAGAGUCAAUGAAACUGCAAUAAUGUGUAUGUUAUUGUAUGGCACUACAAAAAUGCAACAAUAAACAGUAGUGAGUCACUAAGAGUAUUACAUAUGAUGAAGUGUGCAUGAAGUGAAGUGAAAUAUGUUUGCUGAGUAUAGUACAUGUGGAACUAUCAGCUACAGAUUUACUUUAAAGAUGUAUGUACGGCAAACUCAAAUGAUUGUGUUGUCAU